Molecule: messenger RNA, 2337 nt
Organism: Anguilla rostrata (American eel)
Lineage: Eukaryota; Metazoa; Chordata; Actinopteri; Anguilliformes; Anguillidae
Gene: slc30a10
Product: solute carrier family 30 member 10
Exons: 4
Coding region: 800-2026 (408 amino acids)
Biological process (GO): detoxification of zinc ion; zinc ion transmembrane transport; manganese ion transport
Cellular component (GO): membrane
Molecular function (GO): zinc ion transmembrane transporter activity
Source: RefSeq, a predicted model, not a curated record
GCUCACAGCACUGAUACAGCGGAGCAAGCUAAUCAUUUACGUUAAAUAUUGCUAAUAAAAACAUUAAGAGAUUGUUACCUGGAAAGGGCUACGUAUAGGCCUAUAUUAUUUAGAUAAUACGAUCAUAAAAGCUGAGUCUGCGUUAUGCGCAGAAAGAGUAUAAUUGCCCCGGGGUGAAGUUACAGUAAACGAAAUGCAAGCAUUUGAGUAAUGCCGUUCGCUGGUUGGACUGGUCAUUCUGGUAUUCAAACCAUGAAAUGCGAAGGGGCAAGAAUGAACCGAGCAGGGGACACGAGGAAAAAGCACUGAUGCGAGGCGAGGAGGAAUAUUUUAGAUUAAAUCUUUAAUAUAGAAGAAAGGUGCUGUUAUUGUGUUGCUACAAAAGGGGAGUGGAUAUGGGCUGGGUGACAGGGGAGGCAAGAUAAGGGCAUUAAAAGAGGAUACGUGUGGGAUUUCCCAGCCUUGAAUCGUCGCUUUAGUGAUGACUUGAAGUAUCCAAGUCAGUGAGCCAUUAAAAACUCCUGCUGAGCAACCUGUUAAAAUGUGCUGAGCUUCCACGUCCACUAUGCGAAGGCAUCGAAGUUUCUUAGAAUACUACCUGCAUCAUGGAGUGAACAGACACGUAUUUUCGAGUGAGAACGAGAAGCAACCUUUCUACAGGUAGCGAUUUCAAUUUUCGGCAUCGAAUCAUUCAUUAAACUUGCAUACGCCCGCCUGUCUCCAUUCGCCAAAACAAUCUGGAACGAGCAACAUCGCAUGCGACCAGUCCAAUUGUAUAGCCAACACGUUUGUUAUAACAAUGGGUCGCUACAGUGGGAAGACCUGCCGCCUUAUUUUCAUGCUGGUACUGACAACGGUGUUCUUUGUGGCUGAGAUAGUGGCUGGAUACACGGGAAACUCAAUUGCGCUUGUGUCAGACUCGUUUAAUAUGCUCUCUGACCUUCUUUCUUUGUGCGUUGGCCUGACUUCUGCAAGACUUUCACGUCGCGCCGGAUCCGGACGCUGCACUUACGGUCUGGCCCGGGCUGAGGUUGUUGGCGCACUAGCCAACGCCGUUUUUCUGGCCGCGCUUUGCUUCUCCAUCUCAAUGGAAGCCAUGAAGCGCCUCGCCCGCCCGGAGGCUAUCGCCGACCCUUUCCUGGUGCUUAUUGUGGGCGCGCUGGGUCUAGCUGUCAACAUCGUCGGCCUGUUUAUAUUUCAGGACUGCAGCAGCUGUGGGAGAGGUGGGCGGCGGCGGAAGUCCCACCUAAAGACCGGAGAGAAUGCAGGGGAGAGCGGUGAAACAGGUGCUCCCGUGCUGCCCGAUGUCACCUUCGAGGAAAAGGAACAGGAGAGAGAGGGUCAACCCCUCAACAUUCAAGGAGUGCUGCUCCACGUGCUGAACGAUGCCCUGGGCUCGGUGGUGGUGGUGGUGGCCUCGGCCCUGUUCUACGUGUGGCCCCUGGGCCCCGAGCAGCCCUGUAACUGGCAGUGCUACGUGGACCCCAGCCUGACCCUGCUCAUGGUGCUCAUCAUCAUGGCCUCCGCCGUGCCCCUCGUGCGGGAGACCACCGGCAUCCUGCUGCAGAUGAGCCCCUCCGAACUGCCGCUCAGCACCCUCUUGGAGGACCUGUCCCGGGUCCCUGGCGUGCUGAGCGUGCACGAGCUGCACGUUUGGGAGCUGGCGCGGGACCGCAACGUGGCCUCUGUGCACGUCCGGUGUGCGGACGGCCCCGCCUUCGCGCUGCUCUCUUACCGCGUGCGCGAGGUCUUCCACCGGGCCGGCGUCCACAGCGUCACCGUGCAGCCCGAGUUCGACGAGGGCGAGGGCGGGGACGGCCCGCACUGCAGCGCCCCCUGCCUGUCGGCCUCCUGCCAGAGCAAGCUGUGCUGCACGGGCCCGGCCGCGCCCCUCUCCGUCUGCAACGGGCAGCCCGCCACGCCCGACCCCGAGGCGGCGGUAAGCGCCUCUGACCCGGCCAAAACCGAGGGGACAGAAACAAACGGCAUCGCUUUGCACACGAAGGAAAAGAGCGAGUAUUUGUGAGGAUGGAUGGAGCGGGCCUGUAAAAAAACCCCAAACGCAAACCCAGCGACAGGUCUGCUCUUUCCCUCCUUCUCCUGCCUCACUCCCUCACCCGCAGGGGCCUGGCAUCCCAACCUGUGGAAACCCAACAGUGUGUGAAUGUUUGGGUCAGAGAUGGAAAGAGCCUGGAGUAAUCACUAUGCACUACAUACUCUCCAAUAUUAAGCACUGCUUGCUGUGAUACUGCUUUGAUCCAAACUACCAAUAGAAAAGCACCAAAGUGUCAGUACUUGUAAUUAUUGUUUAUUUGUCAUAAAAUGAUAUUCUAUUCA